GUACAUCAGCUACUAUGAAAGUACUAGGAUUAGCUACAUAUGGAAUCAUCGUAUUCUUUCAUCUAUCCAUCGCGCAGACUAAGAAGAGAGGCAUACGAUGCGGUGAAACAAAGAUGGUCAGCGUUCCUGGCUCCGAUGAAAUAAUAGACAUUUGGCCAUGGCACGUUGCGCUCUACAACAAAACGGCUGAUUAUAUAGCAGGAGGAUCGAUCAUCAACGAGUGGUUCAUCCUGACGGCAGCUCAUGCUACGUUUCGUGAUGAAAAGAUUCCCGUGCAACCGUCCGAAUUGUUUGUUGUGGCAGGAAUCAGAGAUCUUUCAAUUCCAGAUGCUGCCCAAUAUUUUACCGUCGAAGAUAUCAUUCGGUAUGAACAUUACAACCUGCGAACGCGAACAAACGAUGUAGCGUUACUCAAGUUGGAAACUGCGAUCGAGUAUAGUUUCCACGUCUCUCCAAUUUGCUUGUGGCCCGAAGGAGGACCUAGCUUGGAAACGCUAGCCCGCCAGCAGGAUCAGGGCAUUGUCGUCGGUUGGGGUCUCUCGGUAAACGGGACGUUUUCCAAUGUCUUGCGAGAAACUAGUUUGUCGCUGAUUAGCUUCGAAAGCUGUGCUGAGCACACCAAGUCGUUUCAGCCUCUGUUGGCGAAGGGUAAAAACUUCUGUGCUGGCAAUCGGGGAGGAGCAAGCGUUUGCAAGGGAGAUAGUGGUGGUGGAAUGUUCUUCUAUUUCAAAAACACGUGGUUCAUCAGAGGAAUCGUCAAUCAGGGAACUCCUACGCAGGACACCCGUUAUUUAUGCGACCCGAAAAAGGAUGUACUGUUUAUGGAUGUGACUUAUUAUCAGAAGUGGAUCGAAAGGCACGCUGCUCCGAAGCGGCAUAAUCUUUUAGGACUGAAAGAAUGCGGAAUGGGUCACUUCGAGGAAACCAACGUGAGGCACAUCAAGUUUGUUCAUUCCGAGCAACAUCCUUGGGUUGCUCAUUUGUACUACUCAUACUGGAAUCGGUUCAACGUUAGCGAUUGCCAUGGCGUGUUGAUUCAUCCGGAGUUUGUGCUCGCACCGGCAAGAUGUGUUAAUCAUAAACAUGAUCGGAAGCUGUUACAUGUGGUUCUAGGUGAAGAAUUGAUUGGCCCAGAUCCGUUCAGCAAGGACUACAACUUUCAAACAAUCAAAGUUUCCGAAGUCUUCAUAAAUGGACGAUUCGAUAGUGGAAAAAAUGGCUACGAUGUCAGCUUAUUGCACUUGGCACAAAGCGUUACCUUAGGAAAUAAUACAAGACCAGUUUGCUUGCCAUCAAAGUACGAACUCAAUCCAUACUUUAAUUUGGCCGCCUGGUAUCGCCGUGAUGAUCAUCCCAAGCAACUGAAGUCGUCUCUCAUGAGGUCAAUUCGGUUCAACUACUGCAGUGCAAUGUACAAAAAGCAGAACAUCAACAUCACUGAGGAGGAUCAUCUCAAUUGCUUCCAACGAUGCGAGAUGUCCAGUAUAGUCCAAUCAGAUGGCACGUACAGCUGCGAGUACAGUGAAGAAAAAGGGUGCAAAAUUCCCAUUUCCGGUGCCCCCCUAUUCUACACGAAACACGACGGAAUAAACACGUACACCUAUCUAUUUGGCAUGCGAUCGUUCGGAUCGGCGGAUUGUGUCGACAAAAUGAGUGAGGUGUACAGCGAUGUGGUCAGUGUGGGACCAUGGAUAAGGGAUCUUGUUACAAAGCACACACGCUCCAGUGAUGAUGAACGUGAUUCGACUGGUGGCAUGAAACGAACGUUUACGAAUAAGAAACCCAGUUCUUCCUGUCUCUUUCAAGUAGAAUAAUUUUGCCCAACAGUAAUUUAUGUUUGACAAUGAAGAUUUACUUUACUUUGUUUAACCAUGGCUUUGUUUAGGGUCCUACUGUAUUUGUUAUUAAAUUAAUUAAUAA
Messenger RNA from Ochlerotatus camptorhynchus, 1920 nucleotides. Its product is annotated as polyserase-2-like. The coding region runs from base 15 to 1814 and encodes 599 amino acids. Lineage: Eukaryota; Metazoa; Arthropoda; Insecta; Diptera; Culicidae. The transcript is spliced from 4 exons. Gene Ontology annotation, molecular function: serine-type endopeptidase activity. Gene Ontology annotation, biological process: proteolysis. The record is from RefSeq and is a predicted model, not a curated record.